UUAGUAGGAGCAGGAGGCACAUCUGGAGAGGAGGGAGGGCUGCGCGCUGUGCCUUCAAGGCCCCCCCUUCCCCAACACACCCUCGCUCUGAGCGCCGGCCAGUCUGGGUCCCAACUCCUUCCCAGCCCCAGGCCAGAGAAGAGUUGGGAGGCGGGAGAGAUGCGCCAGAGAAGGUCCCAUGAAGCGGAUCCCGGAGGGCGAGGACUCCUCCGCCUCCUCUGAUCGGCUCUUGUGCCUGAAGGGCGGGAAAAUGCACCGCGGGCUUUGAGAACGCCUCGGACAAGCGGUGGGGCAAGUCUGACUCUGCAUACAAUCUCACUUCUUAGACAUUGCUGAUAAAGAUGGACAACCUCACCAAUGACAAUGUCACUGAGAAUAAUGAGUUUACCAUGAAGUAUAAGACAGUGGAAAUGGUCUUCAUAGCUACUGUGACUGGAUCACUUAGUCUUGUCACUGUAGUAGGGAAUAUCUUGGUCAUGCUUUCCAUUAAGGUGAACCGCCAACUCCAGACUGUCAACAACUACUUCCUCUUUAGCUUGGCUUGUGCUGAUUUGAUUAUUGGUGUCUUCUCCAUGAAUCUCUAUACAGUAUACAUUAUCAAGGGCUAUUGGCCACUUGGGGCUGUAGUGUGUGACCUCUGGCUGGCUUUGGACUAUGUGGUGAGUAAUGCCUCUGUCAUGAACUUACUCAUCAUCAGUUUUGACCGCUACUUCUGUGUAACCAAGCCACUAACUUAUCCAGCUAGGCGGACAACCAAAAUGGCAGGGUUGAUGAUUGCAGUUGCUUGGAUAUUAUCCUUUCUCCUUUGGGCCCCUGCCAUCUUGUUUUGGCAGUUCAUUGUUGGAAAGAGGACAGUUGCAGAAGGUGAUUGCUACAUUCAGUUCCUCUCCAACCCAGCUGUGACCUUUGGCACAGCCAUUGCGGCUUUCUACCUCCCUGUGGUCAUCAUGACUGUACUCUACAUUCAUAUCUCACUGGCAAGCCGGAGUCGUGUCAGAAGGCACAAGCCUGAGAGCAAAAAGGAGAAGAGGUCUAAGCCAAUAAGUUUUCUGAAGAGCCCUCUUGUCAAGCAGGAUAACAACAACUCUCCAAAAAAAGCUGUGGAGGUCAAGGAGGAAGUAAAAAAUGGAAAAGUUGAUGAGCAGCCUUUACAGCCAUCAGAGACCACCGGUCAUCAAGAAGAGAAAGAGACCUCCAAUGAAUCCAGUACUGUAAGCAUCACCCAGACCAAUAAAGAGAAGCAGGUGUUGGACAUUUCUACAGCUGAUCAAGGGCAGAGCCCAGCCCACCCAAGGGUUAAUCCAGCAUCCAAAUGGUCCAAAAUUAAGAUUGUCACUAAGCAAACUGGCACUGAGUGCAUUACUGCCAUUGAGAUUGUUGCAGACAAAGAAGCCAGCUCCACCCCAAUUACCUUGUCAAACAGCCGUCCAGCCAAUGUUGCCAGGAAAUUUGCUAGCAUUGCCAGGAGUCAAGUGAGGAAGAAGCGCCAAAUGGCAGCCCGGGAGAAGAAAGUCACCAGAACCAUCUUUGCCAUCUUGCUAGCCUUUAUUCUGACGUGGACGCCAUACAAUGUGAUGGUCCUCAUUAAUACCUUCUGUAAUUAUUGUGUCCCUGACACAGUCUGGUCCAUUGGGUACUGGUUGUGCUAUGUCAACAGUACUAUCAACCCAGCUUGCUAUGCUCUUUGCAAUGCUACCUUCAAAAAAACCUUUAAGCACCUUCUCAUGUGUCAGUACAGGAACAUUGGCACAGCAAGAUAAUUUGGAACUGAGGUACUGCUUAGCAGAGUUGUUAUGGAGACUUAUCCUUUUGUUCCCCAGCCAAACAAACACACUUUUGUAACUGUACUGUUAAAUUCCAGUAGUUCUUCAUUCAGUGCAAAAGUAAGAGCACAGAACCUUGUCAUCAUUCUUGGCCUGCAAGCCUUUGCUAAUCAAGCAGUAUCCCUUCCACCUACUUAACCCUGCCUGUGCUUCUCUAAGAAAAUGGAGAAGGAAAGUGAGGUGCUGGAUGCUACAAGAAGGUGGACAGUCAUCAUCAGCCCUACUCUGUUGGCUGAACAAGCGCUAAUCUCUGGAUAAACCCCCCACAAAAUCCCUUGCUGAUGGCUAUGCCAGUGUGUUAGA
Heteronotia binoei (common prickly gecko) is the source of this 2126-nucleotide messenger RNA. It is a transcript of the gene CHRM4, whose product is annotated as cholinergic receptor muscarinic 4. Lineage: Eukaryota; Metazoa; Chordata; Lepidosauria; Squamata; Gekkonidae. Gene Ontology annotation, biological process: regulation of locomotion; adenylate cyclase-activating adrenergic receptor signaling pathway. Gene Ontology annotation, cellular component: plasma membrane. Gene Ontology annotation, molecular function: G protein-coupled acetylcholine receptor activity. Bases 342 to 1760 code for a protein of 472 amino acids. The transcript has 2 exons. The record is from RefSeq and is a predicted model, not a curated record.